UUUAAAUUCAAUACCUAUCUUGUAGAUUACCAGUUUAAACGAACGCUUAUUUUUCUUGGCUCGGGAGCUGGUUUUCUAGUGUUUUAUAAAAAUUGACAGGAGGUUUUGGGUUUCUAUCAAGAGGGGUUGGGUUUUUUUCCCUCCGCGUUAUAAGGCUGCAUUGACUUUGAUAGGGACAGAAACCAAAAAAUGACGCUAACAAGUGUCUCUGCAGUAAUUAAGACUAAUGUCCCACGACAGUCCAUUAAAAAGGACUUCUUGAGCAAAUUAACGGAACACUUAUGCCAGAUCUACAACACGGAAGCAAAGAGAGUGAUUGUGGAAAUCCAUCCGGACACCCCGAUGAUGAGGGGUGGUCUGACGGCUCCCAUGAUGAACAUUGAGUUUUACCACAACACUGACGUCAUAUCACAAACCACCAAACACAAGCACGCAACGGGAAUGGCCAAGUUUAUGGCAGACGAACUACGUAUACCGGUUGACAGAGUCCUGGUUUUGUUUUUCGACACUAGAAAAUGCACAUGAUGUACAUAUCUAAAGAGACUCAAGAUGUUGGCUUCCUAUCAAGUGACUGAAUUGAUGAUGACACACUUUUUGCUCUUUGUUGACAAGUAUUAGACAUCUGAAUUUUUUAUAACCUAGAUGUUGAUAUAUCAAGCAAUUGUCAAUAAAAGUAAUAAAAAACAAAAAUUUA
Molecule: messenger RNA, 694 nt
Organism: Magallana angulata
Lineage: Eukaryota; Metazoa; Mollusca; Bivalvia; Ostreida; Ostreidae
Product: macrophage migration inhibitory factor-like
Exons: 3
Coding region: 190-525 (111 amino acids)
Molecular function (GO): phenylpyruvate tautomerase activity
Source: RefSeq, a predicted model, not a curated record